This is a messenger RNA of Paramecium sonneborni, 708 nucleotides long. The record is from the annotation of a GenBank genome assembly. Lineage: Eukaryota; Ciliophora; Oligohymenophorea; Peniculida; Parameciidae.
AUGGAAAAGAAGUUUAUCAUUAUUUCGCUGGAAGGUAACAUAGGUGCUGGUAAAUCAACUUUGUUUGAAAUAUUGAAAUAAGAAUACCCAUAAGCAAUUUUUUUAAUGGAACCAUUGGAGAGAUGGCAAAAUAUUAAUGGGAAUUCUGAACUCAAUAUUUUAGAGAAGUAUUAUUCAAAUGUAGAGAGAUGGGGCUUCACCUUUUAAAUUUAUGCCUAUUAAUCUAGAUUAAUGACAUGGGAUAGAUAAUUAUAAUAGGUGUUAAAAAAUACUUAAUAAAAUAAAGGUCCUGUUUUGGUAUUUACAGAGAGAAGUAUUGAAAGUGCAAGAGAACUAUUUUUUAAGUUAUGUUAUAAUGAUGGAAAAAUAAGUUAAAUAGAAUUUGAAAUAUAUGAGGAAUUUUAUGAAUGGCUAAUGAAACAUUAUAAAUAGUAUUUGAUAGAUUGCGUAAUUUAUGUGAACACUCCUCCAGAGACUUGUUUAGAGAGAUUAAUAAAAAGAGGAAGAUAAGAAGAAGCCUGUGUGCCACUUGAAUAUUUGAAGAAAUUACAUUAAAGACAUGAAGAUUGGCUUAUUGAGAAAACUAAUAGAUUUUAGAUAGUUUCUAUAGAUGGAACUAUGAAUUAUGUUUAAGAUUAAAAUGUAAAAGAGCAUAUAAGAUAAUAAUUAUUGUUAGAAAUACAAUAAUUAAUGGAUUAUAAUAAUUGA